This is a messenger RNA of Dunckerocampus dactyliophorus (ringed pipefish), 2317 nucleotides long. It is a transcript of the gene wee1, whose product is annotated as WEE1 G2 checkpoint kinase. Gene Ontology annotation, molecular function: ATP binding; non-membrane spanning protein tyrosine kinase activity; magnesium ion binding. Gene Ontology annotation, biological process: mitotic cell cycle; protein phosphorylation. The coding region runs from base 408 to 2222 and encodes 604 amino acids. The record is from RefSeq and is a predicted model, not a curated record. Gene Ontology annotation, cellular component: nucleus. The transcript has 10 exons. NCBI's taxonomy places the organism in Eukaryota, Metazoa, Chordata, Actinopteri, Syngnathiformes, Syngnathidae.
CGCGGGAAGUACGUUAAGCUAGCGCGUGACGAGAAGAAGCUACUUGAAAGUCUUCGUUUUAGAACAACACUUUUUCUUCUUGUUACGUCUUAUGGCGUGAUCCGUGUGUGCCUGGACCGAGUAGGUGCUGCCGGACUUCCGAUACCCGCCUGGAACGGGUAGUUUAGCGUUUUCCUUUAACUCGAACCAACUUGUGGUCGAGUUGGUCACUUGGUGGCUUCUCAGCGCGUGCUGGAGUUGGCAAACAAUUUCGCCAUUUUGGGGAUUAGCUCACUCAGCCAAGACCCCUCACGGCAAUUUUUGUCGUUUAGGGACUCGAAUACUUUCAAAGUUGACUUUUUGGUUUUCGAUAAAACCAUCAGCGAUAGUGGUUGUUUUUCAAAGACAACGUUACAAACGUUAAAAAUAUGUCGAGCUACAACCGCCAUUGGGAAGACUCGCCGUCGCCCAAAGCUCGGCCAGUCCGGCAGAAGCUAAAUUUCACAGCCAGCGACGGAGAGGAUGAGCCCGUUGACGACGUCAACGAGUCAGGCUUUACAGAAAUGGACUCCCCGACGCCGAUGAGAGCCAGCGCCUUCGAAAAACUGUUGGACGGCGACAGCAGCCCCAUGAAGCGCUCCAGCGAGGACGACCCGGUGGAACUUUGGUCCGAGGAGGGUUUCGGCUCCCCGUCCCACUUGUUGUCGCCGACUUCAGCUCUCUUCGCCGCCUGCACACCCUCGCCGAGGAAAGCUUCCCGGCUACACCCGACCUCACCAGAGCGGUCGUACGACCAGAUUGACGAAGACGGAUCUAGCUCCCCGAUCCCCGCCUGCCCCGACACACCUCCACACAAAACCCUAAGGAAACUGAGACUUUUUGACACGCCGCACACACCAAAGAGCCUUCUCUCCCGCGUGAGGGGCUCGUCCGGCAUGAGGGGGUCUCUCUUCAAGAAUGUGGAGCCUGCAGCAAAGUCCCUCAGAGACGGUGUCACCAGGAGACAGCCCACGCCCCUGGUCAAUUUUAACCCCUUCACCCCUGACUCCCUGCUCAUCCAGUCAGCCACACAGCAGCGCAACAACAGGAAGCGAGCGCACUGGAACGUCUCCGGCGGUGAAGACAUGGAGACCAGUGAUGCUGAGGGAGAUGAGGAAAUAUUGCCACCGUCCAAGAGGAUCACCAUGAUGAAGAGCAACAUGAUGAUGUCUCGUUACGCCUCUGAGUUUCUGGAGCUGGAGAAGAUUGGCUGCGGUCAGUUUGGUGCUGUGUUCAAGUGCGUGAAGAGACUGGAUGGCUGCAUUUAUGCCAUCAAGCGCUCCAAGAAGCCUCUGGCCGGAUCUGUGGAUGAACAGAACGCCCUGCGCGAGGUGUACGCCCAUGCUGUGUUGGGCCAGCACCCCCACGUGGUGCGCUACUACUCCGCAUGGGCCGAAGAUGACCACAUGCUCAUUCAAAACGAGUACUGCAAUGGCGGCACGCUGUCCGACGUCAUCACCUACAACGUCAAGCGCCUCUGCCACCUGACAGAGCUCGAACUCAAGGACAUCCUGCUGCAGGUCGCCCGUGGCCUCAAGUACAUCCACUCCAUGUCUCUGGUGCACAUGGACAUCAAGCCAAGCAACAUCUUCAUCUGUCGCAGGUCUGUCAGCAGCUGUGAUGAUGAUGAUGACGAUGAUGACCGGAACUCCAGCAUUGUCUACAAAAUAGGGGAUCUGGGUCAUGUGACACGAGCCAACAAUCGUCAGGCGGAGGAAGGCGACAGUCGAUAUUUGGCCAAUGAAGUUCUCCAAGAGGACUACACUGACCUGGCCAAGGCGGACAUCUUUGCCCUCGCUCUCACGGUCAUUAGUGCUUCAGGGGCAGAGCCUCUGCCCACCAACGGAGAUGCAUGGCAUGAAAUCCGCCAGGGCAAACUACCCACCAUCCCGCAAGUCCUCUCACCGGAGUUUGUCAGCCUGCUCAAGCUGAUGAUAGACCCUGACCCCGCCAGACGACCUUCCAGCUCUGACCUCAUCCGUCACCCGGUGCUCCUCACGGCGGCCAGAAUGAGUGCCGAGCAGCUCCGAGUCGAGCUCAACGCUGUCAAGUUCAAGAAUGCUCUCUUGCAGAAGGAGCUUCAGAAGGCUCAGCUAGCCAAAACCGCCUCCGAGGAGACCACCAGCACACGGACCCGCUCCACCAGAACCUGCAGACUCAUCGGGAAGAUGAUGAACCGCUCCGUCAGCCUCAACAUCUUUUGAAAGUUCACUUUUCUUGUACAUAGUCCAAAAAAAGACACUUGAUUUUGCCAUUUGCUACUUGCCAACUUGUACAUAGUUAUUUAAUAAAUUCCUUU